AUCCGCACAUGCGCAGUAGAAGAAGUGUGCCGCCUUCCGAUCCUCGCGCACAUUGACAGAAGCUUACAGAGGAACAUCUGGACACUCCCCCUCCCACUAUGGCCGACUCCAUGGAGAUAGAUGAUUCUCUGUACAGUCGGCAGCGGUAUGUACUGGGAGACAGCGCUAUGCAGCAGAUGGCCCAGUCUGCUGUAUUUCUUAGUGGAAUGGGAGCUCUUGGAGUCGAAAUAGCAAAAAAUAUUGUUUUGGCUGGAGUGAAGGCAGUCACCCUGCAUGACUGUAAGCAGUGUGAAGUUUGGGAUCUGGGUACCAACUUUUUUAUCAGAGAGGAGGAUGUGCAUAGCCAGAAAAAAAGGGUGGAAGCUGUUCAUUCUCGAGUGGCCGAGUUAAACCCAUAUGUUCAGGUCAGUGUGUCCACCGAUGUCCUGGAUGAAAGCACUGAUCUCAGCUUCCUGAAAAGAUACCAGUGUGUAGUGCUAACCGAAACGAGGCUGAACUUACAGAAACAGAUCAAUAAUUUCUGCCAUGCUCAGCAGCCUCCUAUCAAGUUCAUUGGCUGUGAUGUGUUCGGGAUCUCCUCGCGAGUGUUCUGUGAUUUCGGGGACACGUUUGAGGUGUCUGAUCCUACGGGAGAGGAACCGAAAGAACUCUUCAUCCAGAGCAUCACUCAGGAAACAUCUGGGGUGGUUAUGUGUAUGGACAGCCGAACACAUGGUCUCCAGACAGGACAGAGUGUGUGUUUCAAGGAGAUUAAUGGCAUGACUGAACUCAACGGUACCACACACCAAGUUACAGUUCUUUCCCCCUAUAGUUUUGCAAUCGGAGAUACCUCAUCGUUCCAGCCAUAUACACACGGAGGAAUCCUUCGCCUGGUUAAGACCCCCAAAACAAUCAGCUUUGAGACCAUGGAACAGCAGUUAUCCGACCCUCAGCUCCUCACUCCAGACUUCAGUAAACCAGAGGUUCCUCUACAGCUUCAUGCAAUCAUGUUAGCUUUGGAUGCCUUCCGGGAACAGCAUGGCAGACAUCCCAACAUUGGUUGUUUUCAGGAUGCUGAGCUGCUCCUGAAGUUCACAGAUGAAAUCAGCAAAACACUAAAAAACAAAGUGUCUAUAAAUGAAGAGCUGGUGAGGUGUGUUUCGCGCUGCUCGAAGGGUUGUCUCUUUCCUCUCGCUGCAGCGGUGGGUGGCAUUGCAAGUCAGGAGGUGCUGAAGGCUCUCACCGGAAAGUUCACCCCGCUUCAUCAAUGGUUUUAUCUCGAUGCAAUGGAGGUGGUUCAGCCCCUCCAGUCUCUCCCUGCUGAGGAAUUUGCAUCAAGGGGUGAUCGGUACGAUGCUUUGAGGGCAUGUAUUGGCGAGUCGCUGUGUUUGAAGCUGCACACAUUUCAAGUCUUUAUGGUGGGCUGUGGGGCUAUUGGCUGUGAGAUGCUGAAAAAUUUAGCACUGAUGGGUGUGGGGCUAAACAGAUGCUCAGGAGAGAUUUGCAUCACCGAUCCAGAUCUGAUUGAAAAAUCCAACCUUAAUCGACAAUUUCUCUUCAGACCUCAUCACAUACAGAAACCUAAAAGCACUACAGCAGCAGCCGCCACCUUAGACAUAAACCCAGAACUGCAAAUAGAUGCUCAUCUGAACAAAGUGUGUCCUGCUACAGAGGACAACUAUAGCGAUGUUUUCUUCUCCCGCCUCAACGUGGUGGUCACCGCACUUGAUAAUGUGGAGGCGCGAAGAUACGUGGAUAGUCGGAGCGUAUCCAAUCAGAAAGCUCUGUUAGACUCUGGUACCAUGGGGACGAAAGGACACACAGAGAUCAUCAUCCCAAACCUCACUGAGUCCUACAAUAGCCAUAGAGACCCACCGGAGGAGGAGAUUCCCUUCUGUACUCUAAAGUCUUUUCCUGCUGUUAUUGAACACACCAUACAGUGGGCCAGAGACAAGUUCGAGAGCGCUUUCUCCCACAAACCCUUCAUGUAUAACAUGUUCUGGCAGAGUCAUCCAUCAGCUCAAGAUGUGCUGCAGAGAUUGAUGGCUAGUGAGAGUAUGGAAGGAGCAUUUCAGGUCAUUAAGCUGUUGAGUCGGAGACCAACACGCUGGGAUCACUGUGUAGCUCUCGCUCGCCUCAAAUUUGACAAGUACUUCAAAAGAAAGGCAUUACAGCUACUGCACUCAUUUCCACUGGACACACGACUAAAGGAUGGCAGUCUGUUCUGGCAAUCACCCAAACGGCCGCCAUCUCCUAUAGAGUUUGACCUCAGUGACCCACUACAUUUUAGUUUUGUUGCUAGUGCCGCUCGCCUCUUCGCUGGAAUUUAUAAUAUCCCAUACACAGAAAAGAGUCUUUCUUUCGAGGCUAUUUUGAGUGUUUUAUCUGGAGUAGAUGUUCCUGAAUACAAACCAUCGGAAAAGCAUAUAGAGACAGAUGAGAGCAUUAAAAAACCUGAUCAGAUGAAGAUGACGGUGAGCAGUGAAGAAGAGCGGGAAGCCAUCACACAGCUACAGGAGGCUAUCGACUCCAACUUUAUUACAGCAGAGAGACUACACAUGAAUCCGUUGUUCUUCGAAAAAGAUGAUGACUCAAACGGACACAUGGAUUUUAUAGCAUCAGCGUCUGCUCUCCGGGCUCGUAUGUACGCCAUCGAAGCCGCUGAUCGACUGCAAACCAAACGGAUCGCGGGCAAAAUCAUCCCCGCUAUCGCCACGUCAACCGCAGCCGUCUCAGGACUGGUGGCAGUGGAGUUGAUCAAAGUUGCAGGUGGUUAUGGAUUCGAAUCGUUUAAAAACUGUUUCUUCAACCUAGCCAUUCCAGUCAUGGUGCUCACUGAAACGGCCCAGGUUAAGAGAACCCAGAUCAGAGAUGACAUUUCCUUCUCUAUCUGGGACCGUUGGACUGUCUAUGGUCAUCAGGACUUCACCUUAUCUGAUUUCAUAAGUUCAGUCAGGGAGAAGUAUGGAAUUGAGCCCACUAUGGUUGUUCAUGGAGUAAAGAUGCUGUACGUGCCGGUGAUGCCCGGCCACAACAAAAGACUUAAACUGACAAUGCAGAAAUUGAUCAAACCCUCAGCAGGCAGGAAAUAUGUUGACCUCACUGUAUCAUUUGCCCCUGAGGUGGAUGGGGACGAAGAUCUGCCGGGUCCACCAGUGCGCUAUUACUUCAGUCGAGAAAGCGAGAGCGCCAACACAGCCUGACGCACGCACUCUCCUCUCUUUUGGCCCGUGGACCACUAGCGGAGUAGCACUUAAUCCGACCCCAUGUACAUAGUGAAUUUUCAUUUUCUACUGGUUUAUUAUUUUAUUGCGCAGGGUUGUCUGCGCAGAUGCCUUAAGAUAAUUAUAUUGUGCUUCAAUGUGACAAUAAUAUUAAUGCUCUGAUGAGUAAAACAAAAACAGUGUUUACACGAUCGCCCCAGGGCUUAUUAUUAUUAUUCUGUGUGUUCGUCUCAUAGACUGUGUGAGGGGAAGUCAGUAGAAGCAGUGGCGGUCGGUGAUUUCUUUUUUCGAGGGCGCUCACAACAUGUAUGUAGUCCUUCAUGUGUGUGGUUCGUAAUAUUCGUAAAUAUGUGUUCUGCGUGUCGAGUCAUCCUGUGUGCUCACGUGUCUUGUCAAAUAAGUGCCUGCUGCAGACGCAUCUAAAGGGUUUAUUAUAAAAGAGACGCAGACGUUUGCCAGAUACUCGCAUAAGCUCAUGCGUAGAGUUUACUGUUAAGGGAGUGUCUUGCGUGUAUUUUGUGAACGUGAGCGUCUCUUUUAUCAUAAACUGUUUUGACGCGUGUGCAGCAGGCACUUAUUUUGACAAAACACGUGAUGCACAUGGUUUACAUGAUGCAACAAACAAAUAUUUUGAAAACACGAGCAACACACAUGACACUCCAAACACAUAUUUUGUAUUUGCGCCCCUCGGAUGAGCAGUCACGAGCCGCCACUGAGUAGAAGGCUUAUAUGAUGACAUGAGCUUUCAUCUUUUAUUUGCACAUUAGUACACGUUUAGGGAGGAUAGUAAAGCUUAAUACGGUUUCUGUUACUGUAAAGCCAAAGAUUUUGCUCCUGGUUUAAAACAUGCAUUGCACCACUCCGUAACAUCCGUCAUGACCUCUGCUUUUAGGGAAGACACAUAUGGAAAAUGUAUUUGGUCACACCUACUAUAGCAGUUUUACGAGUCCUCCUGUGUAAUACAGAGUUACAUCAUUGUAGUAUUACAAACAUAGAUGCACUGUAGUUAACACGGUAUACUUUCUGCUUUACUGCUUUGGACUAGUUCAGUGUAGUUUAAGGAGAAAAUGUCAUCUUAAUAAGGCCAGUAGAGGGGUGCUAUGGUCAAAAGAGUAUCUUGGGUCCUGUUUGCAACUGCUUCAUGCAUUUUCAUUCCUGUGAGAUACCGGAGUCUGUGGAUGCGAGUAAAAAGUAAUCCAAUAAUUUACAUCACAGAAAUUUUCAUAUCGUAAGUUUGGUCUGUGUGUAAAACAUCAAAACCUGGCUUUUCACAAGUUCCCAGCUAAUCCUGCAGCUUGUUGAUGUCACCCUAAAGUGUCCUUUAAUAGAUAAUAGCGGAGUGGACUGACUGGGAGUAGGGAACAAAAAAUCACAUAUCCGAACCUUCAAGCUUUAAGCUUACAGUGAAUAUCUUGGUUAAAUGGAAGAUGGCAAGAAAACAUUAUAUAAAGUUAUUUUGAUCCCUUUAAAAAUGCAAACGUUGGGUUGCACAGAAUCCUCCAUCAUGAUGUCCAGUAUUGACAGUUUUCAGGAAAAGUCUUAAGGAUAUAAACUGGGUGAUGUUUUAAUAGCUGUCAUUGUGAAUACAUUAUUUAACAGAAAUAAAAAUUCAAAUUUAAUGAGAAUUCAUAUUUAUUUAUUGUUUUUUACAGUAUUAGUUUUUACUAUGAACAGUCAAAACAUUAAAGGGAUAUUUCACCAGGGUUCCCACGGGU
Molecule: messenger RNA, 4918 nt
Organism: Paramisgurnus dabryanus
Lineage: Eukaryota; Metazoa; Chordata; Actinopteri; Cypriniformes; Cobitidae
Source: RefSeq, a predicted model, not a curated record